Parastagonospora nodorum SN15 is the source of this 522-nucleotide messenger RNA. RefSeq lists its product as hypothetical. The record is from RefSeq and is a predicted model, not a curated record. Bases 1 to 522 code for a protein of 173 amino acids. NCBI's taxonomy places the organism in Eukaryota, Fungi, Ascomycota, Dothideomycetes, Pleosporales, Phaeosphaeriaceae. The transcript is spliced from 3 exons.
AUGUAUUCCCACAUAUCAUGCUUACCACAGAAGUUCCUAGAUGAGCAACAACAACAAUCCGUGGGCACAGUGGCCUCGAUUUCCCAAGAAGCCCAAGCAUCUAUCAAGUUCCAACGCAACACCUUUGGGCAGGCCCAGACACCAUAUGGAAUCAGCGCACGAGAUGCAACGGACAUCACACAGCUCGCCCCCGCCGUCACCAACACAACAAGUACUAUCUUCGCCGUACGUGCUUUCACCGGCUCCUUCGCCGACACCAUCGGAGCGAUACCGGGCUCACCGGGCUCAAGAGCUCGAGAAAAAGGAAAGGAGGUUGAGGCUCGAGCGCGUAGAACGGAGGAAAGGAUUGAGGCUCGAACGCGUGAGACGCCAGAAGAGCGGGAGAAAAGGGAACGUGAAGAUAAGGAGUUCCAGAAGAACAGGCAUAGGAUUAGGGGGAGGGGAGGGACGACGUAUAUAGAGGGUCACCCGUGGGAUAUUGAUCUUUGGCAAAUAGACUCAGUGGGAGUGGAUUGGGUCUGA